Messenger RNA from Bombina bombina (fire-bellied toad), 3001 nucleotides. It is a transcript of the gene SLC16A5, whose product is annotated as solute carrier family 16 member 5. The record is from RefSeq and is a predicted model, not a curated record. NCBI's taxonomy places the organism in Eukaryota, Metazoa, Chordata, Amphibia, Anura, Bombinatoridae. The coding region runs from base 176 to 1522 and encodes 448 amino acids. Gene Ontology annotation, molecular function: monocarboxylic acid transmembrane transporter activity. Gene Ontology annotation, biological process: transmembrane transport; monocarboxylic acid transport. The transcript is spliced from 5 exons.
GGCCCCUCAACAGAGACUGGGCCCAGGGCAGCUGCCCCUUUUGCCCUGUGUUAAAGACGGUCCUGGCGGGUCCAUCCUGAAGACAUUCAGCUUGGAGCAUCCUCUUCAUACGGUGGCCGCCAUAUACUGAAUCUUCAAUGCAAGUUCAUUAAUCAGUGUUUGCUGGAGGUGCAAGAUGGAGACACCGGACGGUCCCUGGGCAUGGGGGGUACUCACUGCAGUUAUGCUGAUACAUGGACUCACUCUCGGGUUCCCCUCCAGCAUUGGUGUCUUUUACACUGAUCUACAAACCUCAUUUCAAGCCUCAAACACAGAGGUGUCCUGGUUCCCUUCUAUUGUCAUGGCUGUUCUACAUGCGGGAGGUCCCCUGUGCAGUAUCAUGGUGGAGAAGUUUGGAUGCCGAGUGACGGUGAUGAUGGGAGGUCUCCUAUGUGGGAUGGGGAUGGUUGCCAGUUCUUUCUCUAAGUCCAUUAUCCAUCUGUAUCUGAGCGCAGGACUCCUUGCAGGUUUAGGACUUUGCUUCUGUUUUCAAUCGGCUGUGACAGUGCUGGGCUAUUACUUCAUCCGGCGCAGAACCCUUGCUAAUGCUCUGGCUUCCACUGGGGCUUCCAUUGGGAUGGCUCUAUGGCCUUUAGCAUCCCAACAUCUACUGGAGUAUGUAGGCUGGAGAGGCUCCUUCAUGAUCUUUGGUGGAGUUCUUCUCAACUGCUGUGUGUGCGGUGCCAUCAUGAGGCCUGUAAGGGCCCCAAAACCAGCGCCUGAGAAGGAGUUGCUUGCCCCAAAUGUUAAAAAUGGCAUCUCUUCUGGUGGGGAGGAAAUGGAAAAAGGCAAAGGAAUUCAACGUUACAUGGCCUUUGACCUUCUUCUACAUCACCGACGCUACCAGAUCUAUACAAUUGGUGUGACCUGGAUGGUAUUAGGGUUUAUUCUGCCACUAUUUUACUUGGUUCCAUAUGCCACUAGUAGUGGAAUUGAAGAAGGGACAGCGGCAUUACUGCUGUCCCUCAUUGGCUUUAUAAAUAUUUUUGCACGGCCGAUAUCUGGACUAGUGUCACAACAACGUAUUUUCUCUGGGAAGCUCAUAUACCUUUUCAGUGUAGCUGUGAUAUUAAAUGGACUUAGUAACUUGGUGUGUGCCGCCUGGGUAACUUUCCCAGCUCUAUUGAUAUACUGCGCCCUGUACAGCAUUUCCAUGAGUGUCAUCGCGUCAUUGGUGUUCCAAGUGUUGAUGGACACAGUUGGAAUGAAAAGGUUCCCUGGAGCUUUUGGGCUUUUUACCAUUCUGGAGAGCAUCACCAUCCUAAUGGGGCCUCCUCUGGCAGGUUUGUUGGUGGAUAUUACCGGUCAGUACAAUUUAGUUUUCUAUGCCAGUGCCGUCGCGGUGACUUCCUCAGGAAUCUUCAUGGGUUUAGCCUCUCUUGCUCUGGAUAGGAAAGAAGCAAAGGCCAGAAAAAGCAACCAAGAAACCGCAGAAAAUGGUGACCGAGAAGAGCAAUUGGAUAUAAAAUACUCUCCUUCCUAAGGCUCUCUUGUGUGAGCUCCCUCUCUGCAGCAUUACAAUUCCCACUCUGCCGUCACUCAGGACCCAUGCAAGUUAUUCCGUUCUGAGUGGUUGAGGAUUGUAAGAGAAUGCUCGUUUUGGGAACAUAAUGUCAUGUACUGUUACUGCAACUGAUGGCUGAUGUUUGAGUGAGGUACAACUGAGUGGGGUGUCAGUGAGGCCAGUAUUGUUUUCUUCAAUGUGGGAGAUAUUUUAUGGGGGCCGUGGCUUCCCAUUUUGUGCUCAGGCUGAUUUCAUUUGGACUUGACAUAUUUGAGGGUUCUUCUCUAUUUAUAUAUAUAGUCUCAUUUGCUUCCUGAAACACAGAAGAGCCCCAUAGACUUGUGAGAUAUGUUUGGCACUUUAAAGAUUUUGUCUAUGUGGAUAGCUGAGACCCCUCCAAUAAGGAACCCCAAGGAAAUGUAAUCUACUUGAAGCUGGGAAGCCUUGCUGGAUCUGCAAAGACCUCAUUGGUCAGUUGGAUCACCCAAAAAGACACUUGGAUUAAUCAGGAUUAAUAACUCCCACAUAUUUCCAUCAUGAAUGUAUUUUUCUGCGGUGGGGUUUCCACCAAAGUUCUAUAACCUUUCAUUUCAGAGCAAUGUGCAAUCAUAAUGGUCCUAAUUUAUUUCUCUGGAUCAUGACAAAUAAUUAUCACAACUGCGGCAGCGUUUUUAUUUUUAUAUCACUUUUGAAAUGUUUUUAAUGUUCAACUAUCCAUGGUCCAAAGGUUAUUGCAAUUUCUUGAUGUGACUCUAUUUAAACCUUAUCAAAUGACUUUACUCCAGGGAUAACAUUAUUUAAGUAUUUAUAAGGAAGCAUAAAAAAAGAAAGUUUGCUUCUGACUGUUCCUAUUCAAUGUAACACUCAUAUCUAAGGUGCCAGCAAUAUCUGCUCCAUAAAUCUCUUGCUUUUCAGUCUUAUCUUAAAGACGCGCACAACCUUAUGUGACCUUCUCCCUUUGCCUUAAAGGGUCAUGAAACACAAAAUGUUUCUUUCAUAAUUUAGAUAGAACGUACAAUUUUAGACAAGUAAGUUGGAAAGUUUUUUUGAAAGUGUAUGCUGUGUCUGAAUCACGAGUAUCUAAUUAUGACUUUAAGGGGUCAGCAGUACCUUUACUAUUCCUUUUUUCAGUAUCAUAUGUUGGGCCGACAGGGUCUCUGGUUUUCCUCUUUAUACUUUUAGCUCACAGGUCUUCAGUGCCUACUACAUGACUCUCUCCUUUUUUUCUGUUGUUAAAGGGACAGCCAAGUCAAAAUUAAACUUUCAUGAUUCAGAAAGGGUAUGUCAUUUUAAACAACUUUCCAACUUACUUUUAUCAUCAAAUUUGUUAUCUUGGUAUUCUUUGUUGAAAGCUAAACCUAGGCUCAUUUGCUAUUUUCUAAGCUAUUGAAGUUUUCCUCUUAUAUCACAGCUAGACACUGUUAGUUCAUGUGUGCCAUAUAAAUAACAUUCUGCUCA